GCUAUAUCUAACCGCCGCGAUAAGAAGACACGAAUAGAUUAUACUCCGAAAGGGCAUGGCCAUCGAUUUUGCCGUAAAAUCCACGCUCCGAUUUUUCUCACUUUCGCUACAGCUAUUAUUCGCUUCUUCAAAUAUCUUCAGCAACUGGCGAGUGAGAGUAUAGGGUUAGAAAUGGCUGAAACUGUCGACUUGAGUGGAGAUGGAGGUGUGAUGAAGACAAUUGUGAAGAGAGCCAAACCUGAUGCUAUUACUCCUUCGGAUAGCCUUCCUCUGCUUGAUGUGCAUUAUGAAGGGACUUUGGCUGAAACUGGUGAAGUUUUCGAUACUACACAUGAAGACAAUACGAUUUUCAGCUUUGAACUAGGCAAGGGUUCUGUAAUAAAGGCUUGGGAUAUUGCUCUUAGAACCAUGAAGGUUGGGGAGGUUGCCAAAAUAACUUGCAAGUCGGAUUAUGCGUAUGGCAGUGCGGGUUCCCCACCUGAGAUUCCACCAGAUGCAAGUCUUAUUUUUGAGGUGGAGCUGGUAGCGUGCAGACCAAGAAAAGGUUCGAGCCUGGCUAGUGCCUCAGAUGAAAGGGCUAGAUUAGAUGAGCUGAAGAGACAAAGGGAGAUGGCAGCUGCACAGAAGGAAGAAGACAAAAAGAAACGAGAAGAAGCCAAGGCAGCUGCUGCGGCUCGUAUUCAGGCCAAAAUGGACUCCAAGAAAGGCGGGAAGGGAAAGAACAAGGGAAAGUAGCCAGUAGCAUUGUUCUUCAUUAGAUAUUAACUAAAUAGCAUGUUGAUCGCUCUUGUUAUGACAUGUUUCAAAUAUUAGCUUUGUUUUCAGUCCAUUAGCUAAAAAAUACUGCAAAUAAAUAAGGGCUUCAAGCUUCUUGUUAUGAAAUAUAUCUAAUAUUAGCCUUA
Molecule: messenger RNA, 902 nt
Organism: Erigeron canadensis
Lineage: Eukaryota; Viridiplantae; Streptophyta; Magnoliopsida; Asterales; Asteraceae
Product: peptidyl-prolyl cis-trans isomerase FKBP20-1
Exons: 6
Coding region: 172-735 (187 amino acids)
Biological process (GO): protein peptidyl-prolyl isomerization
Cellular component (GO): cytoplasm
Molecular function (GO): peptidyl-prolyl cis-trans isomerase activity
Source: RefSeq, a predicted model, not a curated record